AUGAGACCCAUUCUACUGAAAGGACACGAACGUUCGCUCACGCAGGUCAAGUUCAACCGCGAAGGAGACUUGAUUUUCUCGUGUGCCAAGGACAGCGUUGCUUCCGUGUGGUACGCAAUCAACGGUGAAAGACUUGGAACUUUCGAAGGUCACCAAGGUACUAUCUGGUCGAUUGACGUGGAUAGAUUCACGCAAUACGCGGUCACUGGGUCCGCCGACUUCAGCAUCAAAUUGUGGGACGUGCAGACCGGUCAGAACGUCUACACCUGGAAAACAAAGACUCCAGUGAGAAGAGUCGAAUUCAGUCCCUCUGGUGACAAGUUUUUGGCCGUCUUGGAUGGUGUUAUGGGCUAUCCAGGUAGUGUCACUGUGUACGAGGUGCCUCGCGACAACCAGACUCAGCAGCUGUCGCAAGAGCCCUCGGAAGAGCCUCUUUACAACAUUCUAACGCAUGAGGGAUUCGAGAUCGCCGCCGUGGCCGCGUGGAGUUUCCUAGAUCGCUACAUCGCCGUGGGCCACAAGGACGGACGUGUAUCGAAAUACGACGGUGACACUGGCGAGUUCAUCGACGCUCUCGAGCUUCACACCCAGAGCGUCAGUGACGUCCAGUUCUCGCCUGACGGAACUUAUUUCAUCACCUCGUCGAGAGACAGCGACGCCAAGCUGGUCGACAUCGAAACGCUCGAGGUGCUCAAGACAUACGAAACCGACUGUCCACUCAACAGUGCAUGCAUCACUCCUCUCAAGCAGUUUGUCAUUCUAGGUGGUGGUCAGGACGCCAAAGAUGUCACCACAACCAGCUCGCGCGAGGGUAAGUUCGAGGCCCGUCUAUACCACAAGAUCUUCCAGGACGAAAUCGGUAGAGUCAAGGGUCACUUCGGUCCGCUCAAUUGCGUGGCUGUCAGCCCUCAGGGUACCUCUUACGCUUCAGGCGGUGAAGACGGUUUUGUUCGUCUGCACCACUUCGACAAAAGCUAUUUUGAUUUCAAGUAUGACGUGGAAAAGAGCGUGGAGGCUCAAAAGCAUAUGCAGGGUUUGGAGUCCAGCGCCUAG
Messenger RNA from Lachancea meyersii CBS 8951, 1053 nucleotides. NCBI's taxonomy places the organism in Eukaryota, Fungi, Ascomycota, Saccharomycetes, Saccharomycetales, Saccharomycetaceae. The record is from the annotation of a GenBank genome assembly.